AUGAGCAAAAGAAGAGUUGAUGAAGAAGAUUCCGAUAUUGAUGUGAGUUCCACCGAUUCUGAAGGUGAAGAAAUUCAACAAGAAGAAAUUGUCGAUGUGGAUUUUGAAUUCUUCGACUUAAAUCCUGAUAUCGACUUUUUAGCCACCAAAAACUUAUUACGUCAAUUAUUCGGUGAUGAUGCUAAUAACUUCAAUAUUUCCGGUAUUGCUGAUUUAUUCUUAACCGAAAACAGUAUUGGUACUACAAUCAAGACCGACGGUAAAGAAAGUGAUCCUUAUGCUUUACUAUCAGUCAUUAAUAUCAACGAACAAAAGGAUAAAGCUCCUAUGAAGACUUUAUUAGAUUAUAUCUUUGAAAAGACCUCCAAAAGUAUAGAAUUUAACAUGAUGUUGAAAAAAUUAAUCAACACUAUCAAAACUACUAAGGAUUCAUCAAAGUUACCUAAAGUUGGAUUGAUUAUUAGUGAAAGAGUGGUUAAUAUGCCAGUUGAAGUUGCUCCACCAAUGUAUAAGAUGUUGUUAGAAGAAAUGGAAAAAUCUGAAGAAAACCAUGAAAAGUAUGAAUUCGAUUAUUUCUUAAUCAUUUCUAAAGUUUAUAAAUUAGUAGGAUCCACUUUAGAUGACGAAGACAAGAAAUCUAAGAAGAAGAAAUCUGAAAAUUUCAUUGAAAUGGAUUAUUUCCAUUAUGAAGAUAUGAUUUUUGAAGAAAAUUCAAUGUACCAUGGAUACUUUGAUUAUACUAAUGUCAAUCAAGUGACAGAUUCAAGAAGGGUGUUCACCGAAUAUGGAAUUGAUCCUAAAUUAAGUUUAAUGUUAUUAUCAAAAGACAAUUUAGCUAAAAGUGUACCAGCAAUGGCAGAAAAAUUUCCUCCUUUCUAG
Yamadazyma jaroonii is the source of this 879-nucleotide messenger RNA. The record is from the annotation of a GenBank genome assembly. NCBI's taxonomy places the organism in Eukaryota, Fungi, Ascomycota, Pichiomycetes, Serinales, Debaryomycetaceae.